UGGGGAAGGGACGACCAAGAGACCAAGAAAGAACAAGUUGAUAAAAAGGAAAAAAAAGAAGACAAGAAAAAGAUCAUGAUGCCAAAGCUGGUGCGCAGACCCACCCGCUCCCUCUACCUGUGCCUGGCCGGUCUGUCCCUGGCGCUGCAUCUCUUCCUGGUUUUCUUCUGCGUCACGGUGCUCCAGACGGCCUGCGUACCACCACAAUCCUCUUCCUCCUCCUCUGCAUCAGUCCAAACAGCAGCCAUUCAAAACACAAAGCCCAACAGCAGCACGAUUCAAGAUAAAGCUACAAACCUGAGCCGGCCGGACAGGAAAUUAGAGGAGGAUCCGAAGGUCAGAGGUCGCUCCAAGCUGGACGAGUUGUUUAAUCACCCGCUGUACAAUCUGUCACAUCCCGAGCUCCAAGAAGAUGAUUGGCUGCUGAGGGUGAAGGCAGAGGAAGAGGAAGAGAAAAGUGACAACCUAAAUGACAGUAAUUUGGAAAGUAAUUGGGAGAGUGCCAGUGUGGAGGAGGGCUACGAGAAGAUAAGCUGGACCAAAGAUGCCCACACACACCCCCCGUGGCUGCGCUUCCACCUGGGCAUCACGCGCUGGCAGCUGUACGACCGCAGGGACCCGGUUCUGGAGCAGCUCUUGCAGUACCUGGCAACGGAGCGUAUCCUCGGAGCGGUUCAGAAAUCAGGAGGCACGCAGCUAAAGUUGGUGAUUUCAUUCCCCAACUAUGGACAGGCUCUGCUCAAACCCAUGAAACAGUCCAGAGAUGCAGAGACGGACCUCAACCUGUUCUACUUCUCCGACUUUGAGAGACACAACGCAGAGAUCGCCGCUUUUCACCUGGACAGAGUACUCGGCUUCAACCGGAUCCCCCCAGUGGUCGGGAGGCUCAUUAAUGUUACCACAGAAAUCCGAGAGAUCACCACUGACCGCAAGCUGUCUCGGACCUUCUUCAAGUCUCCUGUGGGUAACGUGUGCUUCUACGGCCAGUGCGAGUACUACUGUUCCACGGAGCACCCGGUCUGCGGUCGUCCCCACGCUCUGGAGGUGUCCCUGGCCGCAUUUUUGCCCGAUCUCGACCUGGCCCCCCGCAGGUCCUGGAGGUCGCCGUGGAGACGCUCCUACAGUCGCACCAAGCUGGCACAGUGGGAGAAGGACCCAGACUACUGCGACACAGUGAAGAAGACUCCUCCAUAUGACCAGGGCACUAGACUGGUGGAUGUCAUCGAUAUGGCUAUACUGGACUUUCUCAUGAGUAACAUGGAUAGACAUCACUAUGAGACGUUUGAAAAAUUUGGGAACAAAACAUUUCUGCUGCAUCUGGACAAUGGGCGAGCGUUCGGUCGCCACUCCGUAGAUGAGCCGUCAAUCCUCACUCCUCUGAAACAGUGCUGCAGGAUCCGGCGCUCCACCCUUCUGCGCCUGCAUCUCUUGUCCCUUCCCAGCUUCCGUCUGUCAGAUGUGCUGCGUGAGUCUCUGUCCCAGGACCCUUUGUCGGUUGUGGCCCCUCUGCUCUCAGAAGCCCACCUGUCUGCGCUGGACCGCCGCCUGGACACGGUUCUGAAAGCUGUUCACCAAUGUCUGGACAAACACACAGAUGUUGUUUAUAAUGACAUGGAAGAUACGGGUCAGAGCAGUGACUGGAAAACACUGUGAUAAUAAAGGACAAUCCCCACCCCGACCACACACACAAAAUCAUUUUUAGUGACAGUUUAGCUUUACUUACGUUGGAUUUAAAACCUGACUUUCCUAUGUGUACACCUUGUAGAUCAGACAAC
Boleophthalmus pectinirostris (great blue-spotted mudskipper) is the source of this 1775-nucleotide messenger RNA. RefSeq names its product family with sequence similarity 20 member C, like (gene fam20cl). The transcript is spliced from 11 exons. Gene Ontology annotation, cellular component: Golgi apparatus. Gene Ontology annotation, molecular function: phosphotransferase activity, alcohol group as acceptor. Gene Ontology annotation, biological process: protein phosphorylation. The record is from RefSeq and is a predicted model, not a curated record. The coding region runs from base 76 to 1653 and encodes 525 amino acids. Lineage: Eukaryota; Metazoa; Chordata; Actinopteri; Gobiiformes; Gobiidae.